AUAUUCUGUUUUUAACCAUUUCUGUUUCAUCUAGAAAUUAGAAAUGUCGACCAAGGUAGUUUCUCAAGACGUGCCUAAAACAAAGAGCAUGACUACAGUAGCUCCAACCACUGAAAAGGUGGUUGUCCACCCUCUUGUCCUGCUCAGUGUUGUUGACCACUUUAACAGAAUGGGAAAAGUUGGAAGUCAAAGUCGUGUAGUGGGGGUUCUGCUCGGCCAAUGGAAAACCAUUGACGGAAAAAGGCUGCUGGAUAUCUCCAACAGCUUUGCACUGCCUUUUGAUGAAGAUACAAGGGACAGAAGUGUCUGGUUUUUGGAUCACGAUUACCUAGAAAGCAUGGCUGCUAUGUUUAAAAAGGUUAACGCAAGAGAGAGACUGGUUGGUUGGUAUCAUACCGGCCCGAAGCUCUGCGCUAAUGAUAUCGCUAUUAAUGAUUUGAUUCGAAGAUAUAAUCCUAAUGCAGUUCUUGUGAUUAUUGAUGCGAAACCAAAAGAACUUGGGCUGCCCACUGAAGCUUAUAUAUCUGUUGAACAAGUGCAUGAUGAUGGGACUCCUACUACCAAGACUUUUAAGCACAUUCCGAGUGAAAUUGACGCAGAAGAGGCGGAAGAAGUUGGAGUAGAGCAUCUUCUGAGAGACAUCCACAAUGUCACGGCCGGAACUUUGUCUCAGCAGAUCACAAACCAGCUACAAGGUGUGAAAGGUCUUGGAGCAAAAUUGGUUGAGAUCAAGAAUUACUUGGACCAAGUUCACAGCGGAAAAUUGCCUAUUAACCAUAGUAUCAUGUACUUAUUGCAGGAUAUAUUUAACCUGCUUCCUGAUGUAAAUCUCGCUGAGUUCAGCAAGUCUUUCUACCUGAAGACCAACGACCAGAUGUUAGUUGUUUAUCUUUCCUGUCUGAUCCGUUCUGUCAUCGCGCUGCAUAAUUUGAUCAACAACAAAGUUUCUACGGCAACAGCAGAGCGCGGAGACAGCAAAACGAAAAAAGAAAAAACGUCGGAUUCCGCUGAGAAUAAAAAGAAUAAAAAAGUUGCGGCAAAAGAACAAGAAAAGAAAAUCUGAACUGAUUAGGAAAAUAUAAUUUUUGUAUUUGAACAAUAAAGGCAAAUAGCCUGACAAGAUUUUCAAAUUAUAAAGUUCUCUGUGGUUACUUUUUGUUGUUGUUUUUUUGGCAUGAUAAUAAAACAAUUUUCAAUGUAUCAUAUCACUAUGUUUACACUUACACAGUGCUAAAAAAUACAAUACUUUAGCAGUGGAUCUGUGCUUUUGAUCUUUUUCGGAUCAAAAGCACAGAUCCACUAUACAAUUGUUGCUAUGUUCCUGGAUACAAUGCAAGCACCUAUAUACUGUUACAUUGUAUAUUGCUGAAACUGUAGUAAAUGGACUUAAUCUCAAAUUUUGAGUUUUCUUUCGUUUCUCGGUUGCUAGCUGUCAAUAUGAUGUUUAUCGUAUAGAAUAAAUUCAAAAUUCUCUAUAAA
Messenger RNA from Ciona intestinalis (vase tunicate), 1479 nucleotides. Its product is annotated as 26S proteasome non-ATPase regulatory subunit 7-like. Gene Ontology annotation, biological process: proteasome-mediated ubiquitin-dependent protein catabolic process. The record is from RefSeq and is a predicted model, not a curated record. Gene Ontology annotation, cellular component: proteasome complex; proteasome regulatory particle. Lineage: Eukaryota; Metazoa; Chordata; Ascidiacea; Phlebobranchia; Cionidae. Gene Ontology annotation, molecular function: protein binding; metallopeptidase activity.